Brachypodium distachyon (stiff brome) is the source of this 1156-nucleotide messenger RNA. RefSeq names its product NAC transcription factor 56. The transcript is spliced from 2 exons. Bases 147 to 1010 code for a protein of 287 amino acids. NCBI's taxonomy places the organism in Eukaryota, Viridiplantae, Streptophyta, Magnoliopsida, Poales, Poaceae. Gene Ontology annotation, molecular function: DNA binding. The record is from RefSeq and is a predicted model, not a curated record. Gene Ontology annotation, biological process: regulation of DNA-templated transcription.
UCCCUUGUGUUCCAUUGCCCAAAUCGAGCCAGUUCUUCGUCGUAUGUAGGCGGCGACUCUAGGCUAGCUGUGAAGGUGCGAGUGAGCAGUAAAGAUCCGGCCGGGGAGCUUAUUGAUUGAUUCACAGGUAGGUAGGGAUAUCGGUGAUGGAAGAAGGGUUUGUGUUCCGGGGGUGGCAGCUGCCGCCGGGGUUCCGUUUCCAGCCGACGGACCAGGAGAUCAUCGUCUGCUACCUCAAGAAGAAGGUCACCUCCGCCGCCUCCGCUGCCACCUCCAUCAUCGCCGACGUCGACAUCUACAAGUUCGACCCCUGGGAACUCCCUGGCAAGGCGAUGUUCGGGGAAGGGGAGUGGUUCUUCUUCAGCCCGCGGGAGCGCAAGUACCCCAACGGCGCGCGGCCGAACCGCACGGCGGGGUCGGGCUACUGGAAGGCCACGGGCACCGACAAGCCCAUCCUGGCCUCCGGCGGAGCGCGCUGCCUGGGCGUCAAGAAGGCGCUCGUCUUCUACCAGGGCCGCUCUCCCCGGGGCGCCAAGACCGACUGGGUCAUGCACGAGUUCCGCCUUCUCCACCCCGACGACGGCGCCGCCCACAGUAAUAAUCACCCCCGCGACUCCAUGAGGCUCGACGACUGGGUCCUCUGCCGCGUGCGUAAGAAGGGCGCCGCGUCCGUGCCCGUCGCGCCGGACGCGGGCGGGCUCGGCUCCGGGGCGGCUCCGCCAAGCCAUGCCGGCGUAGCUCCGGUACAGGUGCCCGACGCGCCGUACGGCGUAGGCGGCUACGUUGACGACUGGACUGACUGCCAGAUCUUGCAGUACCUGAUAGCCGGGGGGGGCUCUGGGCAGGCGGACGGUGCCGGCGCCGUGGGCGAGAGCGCGCCUGGCGGCACGCUGGCGUCGGUGCUGGAGACCAUCAAGAGGAACCUCUCGUUCGAGGCCGUCGAGGACGCGCACCACGACCAGCAGCUGCCGACGUCGUCAACAUCGCUGCCCAUGUUUGAGAUUGAUUAGGCGCUCGGGAAAGUACUGGCUGCCUCUAGCCGAGAGAUUGACUCGCUCCUGGCGCGUUUGUAAUUUUUUUGUACUCAAUUCGUUCCUGGCGAGUAUGUUGCAAUAAGCUUUGCUACCGUGUUUGUAAAUAUCAUUUGCCAUUUGUA